Malania oleifera is the source of this 654-nucleotide messenger RNA. Its product is annotated as NDR1/HIN1-like protein 1. The record is from RefSeq and is a predicted model, not a curated record. The coding region runs from base 1 to 654 and encodes 217 amino acids. NCBI's taxonomy places the organism in Eukaryota, Viridiplantae, Streptophyta, Magnoliopsida, Santalales, Ximeniaceae. The transcript has a single exon. Gene Ontology annotation, biological process: defense response to other organism.
AUGCCGAUGCCUCAGUAUGGCAACCAGCACCCCGUCCCCGAGACGCCAAUGGAAUCCUACGGACGCCGCCGCCGCCUCAUCCGCGCCGGCGUCCGCAGCAUCUUCAUCAUCAUGUUAAUCCUGCUCGUUCUAAUCCUCGCGACGUGGCUAAUCUUCCGGCCCACAAAGCCCUACUUCACCCUUCAAGGCGGCGUCGUUUCCACUUUGAAGACCUUCGAAACCACUUCCGUCCUCACGGCCGCCAUGCAGGUCACUGUUUCCGCGCGGAACCCGAACAAAUUCGCCGGCGUUUACUACGAACAACUCUCUGCUUACGUGACGUACCGCGAUACGGAAAUUACGCCACGUACACGGCUGCCUGCGGCGUACGAAGGUGGCUACGAAACGAAGGUGUGGUCGCCGGCUCUGGGCGGCGAUAGAGUGCCGGUAGGUCGCGACAUGGCUAGGUAUUUGAAUGAAGAUCAGACGGCUGGGAAGGUUCCGGUGAAAAUCAAGGUGGAUGGACGGUUGAAAUGGAAGAUGGGUGUAUGGGUGACUGGAAAGCAUGGCAUGCAAGCCGACUGCCCUGCUUUCAUGACUUUUGACCGAAGUAACAAUUCCAGCCCAGUCAUAAAGUUUACACCGGAGCUCCAAAGUUGUAUGGUGGAUGCUUAG